UAUUUCUUCACGUCUUCCCCUUUUUAGGAUCCUCCAAUUCUUCCCUCAAAGUGGCAAAAAACAUAUGCAAAACACCCUGAAUCUUUGAUGUUUCAGUAGGGUUUUCUUUUAAUAUUGGAGGGUGAUUUUCAGAAAAUAGAAGAAGAAGAAGAAGAAGAAGAAGAAGAAGAAGAAACCAGAGAGAAAGAUGUCGAAUUUAGGGCAGAAAUCUCAUGAAAGAGCAAGCUUUGUCAAUCUUCUGAGCCAGUACUUGAAAGAAAAAAGGAAUCUUGGGGAUUUCAGCGUUGGAAUCUCUUCAAAACCUGAUGCUAAAGGGCAACAAGCAAAAACGAUCAACUUUUUGUCCCACGUGGCUAAUUCUUCUGAGAGUUCAAGACCAAAUCUUGUGGCAUCUACAUCAAAUGUGAAAUCUUCAGAUUUCAUCCCCUUUGGCUCCUCCUCUUCCAAAGAAGACGCCAUUGACAAGACAGAUCUCAGGAAACUAGUAGCAGUGGAACCAAAGAAUGCUCAGCUGACCAUGUUUUUCAAUGGCCAAGUAUUUGUAUAUAAUGAUUUCCCAGCAGACAAGGUGAAGGAAAUCAUGACCUUAGCUAACCAAGGAAGCUCAACAGCAUGUAGCGGUGUCAAUGUUGCCGUCUCUGCCAUGGAAAAACCGAGCCAUAAGAUCAAUAAAACCGAUAACAAUUCCGAUAUCCCUGACUUGAACAUUGCCUCCGGAACUGCAAAUACUCUGGCUCAAGACCCUUCGGUUGAGCGACAUCAGUAUGGCGGUUCGGACUUGCGAAUCGCAAGAAGGAAUUCGCUUCACAAGUUCUUUGAGAAGAGGAAAGACAGGGCAGCUGCCAGAGCACCGUACCAAUUGAACAACAACCGAGUCUCGCCUCCUCCGCCUAAACGUGGCGGAAACAAGGCGGCGGAUUACGAGGAAGGUGAAUCAUCGAAAGAAACAUCAAGAAACAUUGAUCUCAAUUUAUAGUUUAUAUGACUUCAUUGUGUUGCAAGUAUAGUUAUACCUUUUAGUGAAUUUACAGGCACAAGGAUGUCAAACUAUUAACUAUUGUUGUUGGGCAUUUUUACACAGUAUGUUUCUGUUUUGUAACUAAUCUGUUGCAAUUGAACUCAAACCUGAUUUCUUUUA
This is a messenger RNA of Hibiscus syriacus, 1138 nucleotides long. Its product is annotated as protein TIFY 10B-like. Gene Ontology annotation, biological process: regulation of jasmonic acid mediated signaling pathway; response to wounding; regulation of defense response. Bases 188 to 976 code for a protein of 262 amino acids. Gene Ontology annotation, cellular component: nucleus. The transcript is spliced from 4 exons. NCBI's taxonomy places the organism in Eukaryota, Viridiplantae, Streptophyta, Magnoliopsida, Malvales, Malvaceae. The record is from RefSeq and is a predicted model, not a curated record.